AUGGAAAAUGCAGUGAAAAUAAUGAGGCACCUCCUGUGUGAUUGUUCAGUGCAAGUCUACAUGAGGGAGACAGAAGAAAAAAGUAAAGAUAAGAUUUUGGCAGAAAUAAAAAAGAAGUUUGAAGAUCAUUGUGCUCCGCAGAAAAAUGUAAUUUUUGAAAGGGCAAAAUUUAAUACGAUUGUACAAAAAGAAGGUCAAUCUUUCGAUAGCUUCUUGGCCGAGCUGACGAAGGCAAUAAAUGUUUGUAGAGCCACAGAAACUAGUAAAGACCAAGUGAAGACAUUAGAUAAUGAAUCAAGACUAAAUGCUGUAAGAGCUAGUACAUCCAGAACCGAGUCCAGAACUUUUAUUAAACCAGUUUGUGAUAAAGACCCAAAUAAGCCUUGCAAGAGUUGUGGUUAUAAACACAAAGAGUCAAGGUCCGAGUCAACUGAAGAAAGUGACCAUGAGUUUUACAUAAGUGCAAUCAACUCAAGUGGUAGAAGUAAAAGUAACACAGAAACUAUGUGGACAAAGGAAAUAUGGAUCAAGGGUAAGCCUAUGACAUUCAAGCUAGACACGGGAGCAGAGGAUAUCAUUGAAAAAGUAGAUAAACCUACAGAGUGGGUACACCCCCUGGUUAUUGUUGAAAAACCAAACGGUGACCUUCGUCUCUGUUUAGAUCCAAAAGAUCUGAACCAAGCUAUACAACGAGAACACUUCCUCAUUCCAUCAUGUGAUGAUAUUGUUGUUAAACUGACAAACAAAAAUUUUGUUACUGUCCUAGACAUGAAGGAUGGGUACUGGCAAGUUGAGUUGGAUAGCCCAAGUGCAGAUCUUAUGACUUUUGGUACACCAUUUGGUCGUUUUAGGUUUAAGAGACUAGCGUUCGGUAUAUGUUCAACCCCUGAGGUUUUUCAAAAGAAAAAUUUUGAAAUAUUUGGAGAUAUCCCUGGAGUAGGACUGUAUUUUGACGAUUUGAUUGUUACAGGUGCCACCGAGGCUGAACAUGACCAGAACCUGAAAUGUGUAUUAGAAAAGGCUACUAAACAUAACCUUAAAUUUAACAAAGAAAAAAUUCAGUUCAAAAAAGAAAGUGUUAAGUUUAUGGGCAAAAUCUUUUCACAUAAAGGUGUUGAAACUAAUAAAAAAUAUGAAAAAGGAAAAAGAAACUUCCUGAGUGUAAGGCAGAUGUUUUAA
This is a messenger RNA of Sitophilus oryzae (rice weevil), 1179 nucleotides long. RefSeq lists its product as uncharacterized. The coding region runs from base 1 to 1179 and encodes 392 amino acids. The record is from RefSeq and is a predicted model, not a curated record. The transcript is spliced from 4 exons. NCBI's taxonomy places the organism in Eukaryota, Metazoa, Arthropoda, Insecta, Coleoptera, Curculionidae.